Canis lupus familiaris (dog) is the source of this 548-nucleotide messenger RNA. RefSeq names its product ankyrin repeat domain-containing protein 26-like. The record is from RefSeq and is a predicted model, not a curated record. The coding region runs from base 1 to 429 and encodes 142 amino acids. NCBI's taxonomy places the organism in Eukaryota, Metazoa, Chordata, Mammalia, Carnivora, Canidae. The transcript is spliced from 4 exons.
AUGGUGGGCAUGAGGGGGACUAAUGAGAGGCCGGCAGAUAUCACUACCAAAUAUCUGGUGGAGAGACAGCAGAACAGACCUUUCCACAGCACUCUUACUAUAGGACCAGUCUUGGAAGGGCCUUAUGUUGGAAAUUUGACUAGUAGUUUACUGCUGGAUAGAAAUGUUACUCCAAGAGAAAAUGUAAUGAUUCCUACCUCAAGGCCGCAGACUUCAGUUAGCAGCAUUCAAACUCACUUGAUCAAGAUGCUGCAGGAAUGGAAAGACAAUAUAAUCAGAGAUCUAAAAGAAGUUGCUCGUGAUUGCGAAUCAGGAUUCUGUAGAUCUUCUCCUUUAGGACCUACUGACGAAUCAAAUGUAAAUCAAGAUCCAGUACUGCAAGCAUCACGAGAAUAUGUAGAGAUUUUGAAUAGAAAGUAUAUGAUCUGAAAGAUAUAUAGUAAAAGUUUAUUACCUAGAUGUUUAAUAUAACAUUUUAAUUGUUUCCCAGUAAAUAUCUGAUGUACAAAAAAUCUUUAUUAAAGGAAAUUUUGUUAUAUCGUGUGUAA